Dentiscutata heterogama is the source of this 1383-nucleotide messenger RNA. NCBI's taxonomy places the organism in Eukaryota, Fungi, Glomeromycota, Glomeromycetes, Diversisporales, Gigasporaceae. The record is from the annotation of a GenBank genome assembly.
AUGAUUGGAGUUGUGGAUCGUUUAUAUAGUGAAAUUUACAAUUUAUAUAAUAAAGGAAUAAAAUCUAUUCCCGAAAUUAUUAAAGGUUUUUUAGAUAGAAAUUUUAAAUCACCUCAAGAUAUUUUUAAAUGGUUAUUAUUUUAUAAUAAAGACAAAUCGGAUUAUAUUUGUCUUUUAGGUUUAUUUUAUCAUUUUAAUAUUGGAACUGAUGGUACUAAAGGAAAUGAAUUUGAACUUUUUCAAAAUGCUGCUGCAAGUAAAAAUUCUUUUGCCGAAUAUUUCGUCGGAAAAUGUUUUGAAGAAGGUUGGAAUACUAAAAAGAAGAGUUCAAAAGCCGUUGCCUGUUUUAAAAAAUCAAAAGAUGAAUGUCUCGCUGCUAGAUAUUCUCUUAGUGCUUACUAUUAUAGGAAACAAAAAUUUUAUCUCGCAAUUACGGAAUUGGAAAAAGCUGUUGAAAAGGGUAACGUGAAAGCAGCACAUUUACUUGGAUUGUGCUUUCAAAAAGGAAGAGGAACGAAUAUUAACGUAUCAAAAGGAUUCGAAUUAUUUAUGCGAGCUGCUGAAGAAGGUUUACCUGAAGCUCAAUGCGAACUUGGUCGAUGUUAUGAAUUUGGAAAUGGAACGGCAAGAGACUUGUCAAAAGCUCUUGAAUGGUUUAAAAAAUCAACCUCUAAUGGUUUUGAUUGUUCUGCGGAUUUAGGGCGUAAUCCUAAAAUUAAUUCAACCUUAAUUACUAUUGAAGAUUCAAGGGAGAUUAUUUCCCGUAUCGAUCCUUCACUUAAUAAUAUUGAUGCGUUUAUAAUUCCGGAUAAACUCAAAUUACUCCUUAAAGGGAAAGUUGAUGGGUUCGGCAAGGACAUUUUAUUUAGAAAAAUACAAAAAAUUGAAAGAACUAUUUUAAUUUUACAAAUCAAAGACUCCCCCGAAGUAAUUGGGGGUUAUAAUCCUUUAAAGUGGAAAAAACUCGGUAGUUUUAGUUCUACCGAUUCCUGUUAUUCAGAGACUCGUGAUAGUUUUAUUUUUUCUUUAAAACGAGGAAAUUUAGAAAAUGCAAUUUUUUCGAAAAUUGCAUUUUCUAAACGUGCUAUAUAUCAUGAAAAAGGUCUUGGUCCGUCCUUCAGUCUUGACCUUUUCAUGGCUUCUGGUAAAAAAGGGAAAACUUGGGGGUGUUAUAAAUCUGAUUACGAAUGUAAAAUUCGUGAUUUAGAUGGGUCAUUAGAAAAUUUAAUUUCUGGUAAAGAAUUAAAUUUACCAGAUUUACCUAAUGUAGUUGAAAAUAAGAUUGAUUAUCUUAGACCUCCAAAUGUACAUCGUAACUUGGUUAUAUCAGAUUCUUCUCGAUCUAAUAAUGAUAUCGAGGAUAUUUUUAUAUAUCGGGCGUGA